CGACCUUCGAUCCAACACUCCCAACUUCGUGUGUGUCACUUUCGAGUUCAGGCAAACACAAGCUUUGCGCUUCUUUGGAUACAGAACGAUUUACUUUUAAUACGAAGCCUGAAAGGUCAAGCCGUCAAAGCGUUCUCUUCAUAUUGCUGGGUAGUUCCAGUAGUUUGGCGCUUUCCAGAGUUUUUCAGGUUUCCGCCAGGUCUCUGAUUCCGAGCUGCUCAAGGGUCAACAACUAUCAGUCGAACCGGCGAUCGCCGUUAUCUGCUCUGAGGUACAAUGGACGAUGAUGAUGUGCCAAUUGCUUUGACCCCAACUGCCAAGGCCGAAAAGAAGCCAGCAGUAAAGAGAGUCAAAAAGGAGGAAAAGAAGAGCGAUAAAGGCAAGGAAAAGAAGAAGGCCAAGCCUGCAGACAAGAAAGGGAAGGGAAAGGAGACGAAGAAGGUUGCAGACAAGAAGACGGAAGUGAAGAAGGAGCGGAAGGUCUAUGACCUCCCUGGCCAGAAGCAUGACAUUCCUGCUGAGCGAGAUCCACUCCGAGUGUUUUAUGAGAGCCUUUACAAUCAGCGACCAGAGAGCGAGAUGGCUCAGUUCUGGAUGAUGGAGCAUGGGUUGCUAGAUGAAGACCUUGCACAAAAGGUUUUCGAAAAGAAACAAAAACUGUUGAGGAAAGGGACUAUCGUAGCUAGCCCUGCCAAGGGACGGUCUGCUUCUAAGUCCAGUAGUAAAUCGAAAAAAGCGACUCCUGCAUCAAAGACGAAAAAGGGUAAGUCGUCCUCGAAGAAAAAGAGUGAUGAGAAACCUGCCAAGAAGAAGCCUAAGAAGUGAGACUGCUGAUGCUUGUGCAAUCGAGCGCUAUGCUUAGAAGACUUUAUGAGAAGGCUCAGUGAGACGGAGGCAGGCCAAUCCUGAUAGAAAUGCAAAUCUGCAUGACAGACAACUUAGAGACCGCACUAAUAUUUGGCGGAAGCGCAAAGGCAGCGUAUCCUGCCAGUCCAGUUUUCAUGUCGGGCCCAUCAGGCCAUCACGUUGGCCAAUUUUUGGCAACUGGCAGAUUACCAUAGCUACACGAUGGAUCUGUUGCUAAGAGCGCGGC
Molecule: messenger RNA, 1093 nt
Organism: Klebsormidium nitens
Lineage: Eukaryota; Viridiplantae; Streptophyta; Klebsormidiophyceae; Klebsormidiales; Klebsormidiaceae
Source: the annotation of a GenBank genome assembly